ACCUCUAAACCACUUCCCAAUUCCAAAUUCAGGAGGGGAUCUCAGAAGUAUCAGAAGAGCUUUCAUCAAUGGCCGCCAAUGGAGAAGAGAACCAAUCUCAGAUCGGGAGGCACCAAGAAGUUGGCCACAAAAGUCUGUUGCAGAGCGAUGACCUUUACCAGUAUAUACUGGAGACCAGUGUGUAUCCGAGGGAGCCUGAGCCGAUGAAGGAGCUCAGAGAGUUGACUGCUAAGCAUCCAUGGAACAUCAUGUCGACCUCAGCCGACGAAGGGCAAUUCUUAACCAUGCUGCUCAAGCUCAUGAAUGCCAAAAACACAAUGGAGAUUGGCGUUUACACUGGCUACUCUCUCUUGGCGACAGCUCUUGCUCUUCCUGAUGAUGGAAAGAUCUUGGCCAUGGACAUUAACAAAGAGAAUUACGAGCUCGGUCUACCUGUAAUUCAAAAGGCUGGCGUUGCUCACAAGAUCGAAUUCGGAGAAGGCCCUGCUAUGCCUGUUCUUGAUGAGAUGCUUACAGAUGUAAAAGAAACCAUGGAUCCUUACGACUUCAUCUUCGUGGACGCUGAUAAAGACAACUACAUCAACUACCACAAACGUCUGAUUGAUCUCGUGAAGGUCGGGGGUAUAAUCGGCUACGACAACACCCUAUGGAACGGAUCCGUGGCGCAGCCAGCAGAUGCGCCGAUGAGGAAAUAUGUCAGGUAUUACAGAGACUUCGUUUUGGAGCUCAACAAGGCGCUUGCCGCUGACCCUAGGAUCGACAUCUGUAUGCUCCCGGUCGGCGACGGAAUCACUCUCUGCCGUCGGAUUAAAUGACCGGUUUAGAGUCCAAAUCACAUGGUACCGCUAAUGCAAUGUCGUAUGUAAUUUUUUAAAGCUUUAUUUUUAUUUUUCGGCUUCCGGCCAUUUUUUAUUUGCGAAAUGCUAUGGAUUUGUAUUUUUAAUGAACAAAAAAAUGCGAUGAUUGAGGAAUUAUUAUAACUACCAUUAAUAUGUUGACUAAAA
Messenger RNA from Carica papaya (papaya), 1004 nucleotides. Lineage: Eukaryota; Viridiplantae; Streptophyta; Magnoliopsida; Brassicales; Caricaceae. The record is from RefSeq and is a predicted model, not a curated record.